CUGACUUCUUAUUUCCAACAAACACUGCCACCAUAGGAAUGCUUCGGGCUUGUAAGCAGUUUCCCAAUCCCAAAAUAAAAUUCCAAAUAUAUUUUUUUUGACGACAACUGCAAAUAUAAUUUUCAGACGACGCCUACAUACUUGUGAUUCCAUGCAUUUUUUGACAUGACAUAUUUUCUUUGAAAAGAACAAAAUGCAGCAAAUUGGAGGAUGGUACUGUCGACUAUAAAUCCGUCUCUCUAGUAGUACUAGAGAGACGUAAUAUAUUUUUCCGGAAGCUUCGUUUUCGCCAAGAAGAUGAAAGCCAGAUGUAGUCGUAGUAGAAUGUGUGGUGCAGGUGCUUCUACUUGUAAAUGCUCGCGUUUGUCACUACAACUACAACAUCUUCAGAACAGCCAUUGUUGGCACUGGUGGUCGUGGAUCACAAGUGGAGCACGGAUACCGAUGGGGAAACUGUGCUGGGAGUCCAUCUUCACAGUUAGAAGACCUGCUGCAAAACUGUGGAGGUCUCAUAUCACAACUUUUAGUAAUGCUAGUCUAUGGGCCGCGUUGUGGAAAAAGUGGUCUGAUGUGCUGCCCAAGGCAUCUUCUUCUAGUAAGGUGCGUGUCAAUUCUUAAGGCACGUGAUCGUGAUGAUGCAUCCGAUGUUGAUGAGAUGAACUUAAAAACAUCGAUUAUUUUUCGUGGCUUAAAAACAUCGAUUAUAGUUGUGCAAAAUAAAAAGAUGAGAUGAACUCAAAAACUUUUUCUUCUGCUGCAUUGUGUUUCAUCAGAUGAUCUAGAAUAUAAAUAUGAGAUGAAAGUAGUUUCCGUUCCCACAUUGUCCCCAACUAGAAUUCACUAUGAAGAAAUGAAAAAUGUAUUGAGUUCUUUGUCAAGCUGUUGACCUCUAAUAUAAAGGCAAGAGACUUGUUCCUGCACCUCCACCUCUUCUACCUCCAUUAGCAGGAACUAGAACGAGCAGGGCGGGUGGCGGUGCCAAGAAGCUGACUGCUGCGGUGUUUUUUGUGCUCCUCGCGAUGAGUCGGACAAUGGUCUUGUUCCUCUUCACCUUCUCCGCAGUUCAUGCACGAUAUCUGCGAGGCGCUGUUGAGAACAAUAAAGUUAAGCCCUUAAAUUCAACACGAAGUGAACAAUUUGAAUUAAAUUAUCGUGUUUAUUUUUUGUGUCGUGGUUGUCUUCUCCCUAUCCAAACAAACCCUUAGGAAAUGAACACAGUAUAAAAGUGUCCACUUGCAGUGCAGAAGCGGAAGGAAAAGAGCUCUGAGAACUGAGUUCUCUCAAGAUGCAAUAUCUUUUGUUUUUUGUUAGAAAGAUCGUUCCUUGAAUUCUAAGGCUCUCGAGAUUGUUGAGGUCGAAUUGUAUUUGCCUUAGUCGGCGUACGGGUCACUGAAUAAGCCAAUGCUAUCGCAAUGCUAUCGCCUUCCUUCUACUAUUUUUUCUGGUCUAUACUUCUGCUGUCAGUUAGCGUCUGACGUUGACCCUACGAAACGGUGUCGGACCUUCUGUUUGAUCUAUCUACCGCUAACAACCUAGGGAAAAGCAAAGAGCAGAAAGAGAUCCAGUGGGACAGCACUACCAGUUUUUUGGAAAUCACCCCGUGUGGCUGUUGCAAGGGCUGCUGUAGCUGUGAGGACGCUUCCGGAGGAAAGUUAAGGCGAUAGAAAGUAGCAUCAAGGUACCGCUUUUCUCGAGAAGAACGCUUGGAUAAGUUUCGGUCUUUUAGAUAAUGUAAAUGUUAUUGUUCUCUCUCAGGGAGCGACUUCUCUCUUAGAUGAAAUGUUCAUGUUGUACUAGGGUCGUGAGCUCUAAGAAAAGAAAGCGGACAGGGUUCGAGCACUGACCAACACGCAGCAGAAUUGUUGGCGCAGCCUCCUCCGGCAGCUGCCAGCGGCGUUCUGGCCACCACGCCAGUAGGGCAGGAGACCACGAAGGAGGCAGCACCAGACGAGGCGGACCCAAAUAGCCCUCCGAAGGCACCAGAUGAGCCAGACCCAAAUAGUCCUCCGAAGGCACCAGAGGAGAUGGGACUUAUCGCCAACCCAAGUAGAGCAGGUGAACCGGGGUCGCAAAGUACUCCGAAAGCCCCUCCUCCAACCGAUGAGGACAAAAAGGAAAGCACGGGCCAGCACGUCCCGGAGGGGGAGGAGGAGGUUUUUUCGGCGCCUGCUCCGACCGAUGGUGAUGGCAAUGCGCAGUCCGAAAGUGGGGCGGCCUUGAGCCUGUCAACCGAGGAAAGCAGCAGUGUGCCGGCUUCGACUGCGCUUGCCAGUGGGACCGGCAUCGGGGUAUCGCCGACUGCGCCAGCCGCCGGGGACGGCAAUGAGGCGGCGCCGACUGCGUCGACCGAUGUGAGGGGCGACGCGCUACAGCCGAUUGCGGCGGCCGUUGGGCAUAACGAUAUGGCGGCGCCGACGCCGGCAUCCGCUGAGGACAGAAGGGAGGGUUUCUCAGCCUCUCUCGAUGAAUUUCGGGAGCAAAAUGAAAAGCAGACUCCGGCGCGAGCAGUCGAGGAGACCAAGGAGAGCGCCCCGGCGGUAUCGGAGGGGACGAAAGGCGACAGUGCUGACACGGCUUCGACAGAUGAGAACAAGGAGACGGCUCCAGCGGAGAUGGGGUUGUGUGCGUUCGGGAUCGGGUGUUGGCCAUCGCUAGAGCAGAAGGGGGUAGAGGGGCUGCCGUUCCAUCCGAAGGCGGCCUUUCUAGCCGAAGGUGGCCACGAAGAUGAGGCCGCGCUGACUCCGUCAACCGAAGAGGACAGCAGCGCGGACUUCUCAGCGCCUCUCGAAGAGGGUUUGCUGCAACCGCUUACCCCGAGCACAGACGCGCGCAUCAAGGCGGAACGGGAGGACCGUCACGCGAAGGAGGUCGAGGAGGCGCGCAUCGAGGCGGAUCGGGAGGAAGCCGCACGCAAGGCGGAGGAGGACCGAGCGAAGGCGAGGGAGGAGAGAAGGAUGAUGGACUUCGAAGAGAGGGCGAAGAAGAUCCAAGAGUCCAUUAGCGACAUGGAGACCCUGAGAGGCAGAUACACCGCUGACGGCAUGCAGAAGAUCAGAGAUGCCGCGUCGAGGGGGAUUUCUGGUAGCGUUUUCGACGAUCCGGACAUAGAAACGCAACUGCACAACGAGUUUGAGGAGCUUGCUCACGGCACCUCGACGCAGGGGAUCAUUGAUGGCGCCAAACAGGUUGCUGCUGAAGAGCUACAUGACACGCCCCUUGCCGAAGGUGAUCGGGAUGGAGAUGCUGGGACGAGUGGAGACGCCGUUUUUUUAUGACGGUUCUUGAGAGUAUUUACUUGCUUUUGUGCGUCUUUGUGUUGUGCUGAAAAUCGCUACCAUGACGUUCUGCUGAUUAAAUUUAUACAUUUCAAUACUCUCUUUUACUUUCUCCAAAGAGAUGCUUCUAAUAAUUGCGGACGCGGCUGCUGCGUGGACGCAGAGGAGAAAUGAAUUGCGCGAAAAAACCGAAGCCAUCGAGAGGCGGCGUGAGGAGUUCGCGAGAGUCGUCGUAGCCAGGGAAAAAAUUGAUGUUGCGACAGGGAUUGGUGGCCUAGUGGUACUCUUGCGUGUUCGUUGUAGAAGAGACUCAGAGAGCAAGUUUGUUUCACAUCUAAGAAAAAAAAUCUAUCUUGUAGAGAGCUGAGGAUUCUUCUCUAAUCAAGCGUUCCGGGCGUUCGUCGAUGCCGAUGUUGCAAAAGCCCUAGGGAAGCUGACAAAGCUGCAGGGCAGGAGCGUGGUGACGGGAGGCGGGGCCACCCCAGGCGAGCAUGGUCACCAGAGCGACCCUUUCGAGAAUGGGCACCAGGGCGAUGCGGAAGGGGAAAGCGCAGUGGAGCUCUUGGCCAGCGCAACGAAAGCCGAGGAAGAAUGCCGGAAACGUGCAGAAGCAGCAAAAAAUGCGCUGGCGGACCUGAAUGCGAAUGAGGACCCAAGCAUGAGUCCAGCACCGGUUCUGCCGUUUGAAGAGUGUGACGAGCUGCGCACGCUGCGGGAAAGCGUUGAGGCUGCGCGACGCGAUGCUCAAGGGCAGCUUGAGGCCGCGACUGAAGUUAAGGGAGUCGUCAUCUUCGUUUCCGGUUCUUGGUUGUUUCGCAAUGAAGGUCUGUCAGUUGUAAAUUUUAAUUUGUUUCGCUUUCUUUUCCUACAUACGUGAUAGUCUAGUUUCGAAGUUAUACUUUACAUACGUGAUAGUCUAAUAAUCGGAAAUAUUUCAAGGGAGGAUGAACGGGGCGCAAAGAGGUGAAUAGCUUCUCAUCUAAUGUGAAAACUUCAAAGAGGAGGUCGCAGCUGGAAUUGCAGCGAGAGGUGAAGGAGGUUGAAGCGUCCCUCGAUACGGAAAUAGCAAAGAUGCAGGCUUUGGAAGAUAGCUGUGGGAAGCUACAUACAAGUACAACUAGUGACGGACAGUCCUCGUCGGAAGAUGAGCAUGAUAUAGCUGUUGACGUCGAGCAGGAGAAAGUUGGGCUCGGCAUUUCCCAGUCCUCGGAUAAUCAACAUGGCACCAGCAGUUCCUCGAUGACAGACAAGGACAAACUAUUGUUAUCCGACGUCGAGAGCUGCGAGAAGCUGCAGGAAGGAACGAGUGGGGAGGAGGCGCCUCCGGAUGUUUUUCUGGAUGCUGAGGCCAGCGUCAAGGCUUGGAAAGAACUGGAGAGCAAAAUCGCGACCGAGCUAGGCGACGAAGCGGACGAUGUGGCUUCUACGAAUCUGCAAGCCAGUUCUUCUUCUUGCCAGGAAAAAUCUCAGCUGCUCUCCACAAAAAUCGAAGUUGUCAUUAAGGCUUGCCAUAAUUCAUCGUGAGAAGCAUCUUGACAGGGGUUUUGUAAGGGAAAACGGCUGACAAGAAGAUGCUUCUCAGGAUGAAUUAGGGUAAGGUCUAAUUUCAAGGCAUUGCGAAUUGCAGUCAAAAAAGCGGUGGAGGAGAGGGAGAAAAAAGCCGGAGAGGCCGGAAAACUCCGAGAGGGGUUUCCGAAUGUCGAGGACGGAGGGACGAAAGGAAUUGAAAUUGAUGCUAUGCCAGUAUAACCAAGAUGAGUAGUAGUUUCAUAGUGUCACUUUUUUUGUUUUACGUAUACGUACUUCUACCGGCGAAUGGAAAGGCAGUUAGAAAGUAGCCGGAGAAGAUGCUUUUUGGUCUCGGAAGCAUCAGAAAAAGUCAAGCAAUUGCCACCUUCUCCUUUUGUCCCAUUUAUCUGCAUGAGACCCCUCAGUCACCGUUGUUUACCUGAUCAAAACGGGAGUUAGAAAGUCUAAGUAGAGAGGUUUUUUGUCUUAUGAUUAGCAAUCAAGCAACGAAGAUUUCUCUCUUUUGUCAUCGCUAUGAGAGCUUCCUCUCUAAUGAAGCCUUCCGAAACUUCAUCAGAGUUGACGUCGCAAAGGAGGUUGGAAAGCUGAAGAAGUUACAGGGGUUAGAUGGUAGCGAGAAGAUUGAGGAUAAUGAGGCAACUCAGGCACCAGGGGCCAGUGAGGCCAGCAAGCCUAUGGAGGACGGCCAGAAGAACGAUGGCGCUGAAGGGCAUGAAAGUGCAUCGGAUAUAUUGGCCAGCGCAAAGUCCAUGGAGGAAGAGUGCCAGAAGCGUGCGAAGGCGGCACAGGAAGCGGCGACUGCGAUCGCAGCGGAGGGCCCGUUGAAUGCGGACGUACCAGGCUCGUCGAAUGCGGCUGCGGCGUUUCAUGAAGACUGCAACGAGCUGAGCACGCUGCGCCAGAGCGUCGAGAGCGCGCGACGCGAUGCACAGAGAAAGAUUGCAGCUCGGCUUAAUCUUAAGGUUCCGGAGUAGUUGCAUGUCCUUCUUCUGGCAGAAUUUUCCUCUUUUAAGUACAUAUAGGGGCGUUUUAAUAAGUACACUUUUAGGCGAGGGCGACCGCUGUGUGGAAGUUUCUUCUUGCAUACUCAUUUUCUUAAAUCAAAACUUUCAUGUGUGAGAUGCAGUUUUUAGUACACAUUAUGAUAUAGAUGAGCCAGCACGUAGUUGUACAGUAGCGAUAGUAGUAGUAUUACUCAAUAAUGAAUAUGAUCAAGAAGACUACUUGUCAUCUUUAUCACAUCCACGACAUAAAGAAAUUGAAAUCAAAGUUUUAGUAUUGCCGAGUAUCAAUCUCAAUCUCUAAUGUGAAACGUCUGGUCUCUCUGAGUGAGGAGUUCCAAAAAGUGAAGGGAUUGGAAAGGGCCUACGAGACUCUGAAUCAGAGCAAAGGUCUUCUUUCGCAAGAGGGCGUUGUUAAUCUUUUGCGCAGCCUACGACCAUCUGAAGAUAGUACUUCUCGAGCAGCUGACGGAGGUGGAGCGGCAGACGAGUACAGGAAAUUGGUUAACGAGGACUCCCUAAGGGCUCUUGAGGAUGCUUCUGCUAAAGUCAUCUACUCUGGUGCCAAAGCGGCCUCGUCUGCUCUUAAGACCAUGCGUGUAAGUAAUCAAUGUCAAUGUUGCUUUUUCCUUAGUUAGUGUCUUUGCUUUUCAAGGGACGAUGAAAGCCAACACUUUCGUGUGCUAGAAGAUCAAGAUGCAUAACUUACUAUGUCUUUCACAUGUAUAUGCGUGGACUCCUGAUUAUUUGAAAAGACGUCUUCAUCUAUUUCUAAUAAAUCUGACGACGGUAUCCACGUCGAUGAGGAAUGGAAGCUAUUGAAGACCGCAGCAGAGGGCUUCUCUGACAGUGGAGUGAAAUGGAACCUACUCAAAACCGAAGCGGAUAAGGCUGGUGAUGCGGACUUGUCUCUGGCUGCUGCGGACUUGCCUCCAGCUGACGGAGGAGCAGCGGGGUUGUCUCUGGCUGACCCUGCAACAGCAGAUUUGUCUGAGUUGUCUUUGGCUGACAUGGUGUCACAAUGUGAGAGGAAAAGUAAGGAGUUGGCGAUAUUGUUGGACAAGGUCAGGAGUUUGCGAAGCGAGCGCGUCGAAGCGGACGACGCAAACAGAGGAGGAGUGGAUCUUAUGCCAGAAGUAUUAGAGGUAUCUUUUUAGGUAGGUAUACGAGUAUCUUGUGUUAAAAGCAUCUCUCUAUCUUUGUGUCAUUGUUUUUCUUAGGUAUGAGGUCUAAUGAUACAGAUGGUAGUGAACAUUCGCGUUUGACAUAGAAGACUGGCUGAUCACGUGACGUGAAGACAAACGUCAACAAACAACAACGCUUCGAUGAAGACAUCCAUCCUUCUAAGAAAUCCCUUGCAGAGGUUGACCAGAAGGCAGAGCACCUGAGGAAUCUGGAGACAGAGAUGAAGCAGCGUGCAAGUGAGUUUGCUGCGUUGAAUGACGAGGCGUUUGUCGACGAGUACAAGAAAUACAAGGAAAAGGAUAAAGUGGAAAAGGAUAAUACUAAGGGUUUCACAUACAUUGCAUUCUGCACUAUCAUCCUUGGCCUUUCUUCAAGGGGAAAGUGGGUCCAGGACGUUCCGAGGAAUGCAAUGGUGCAGCCUCUAACAAUAGCGCUGGCAGUCUCCUCACUAGUGUCGACAGCGACGUGGCGAAGUUCAAGCAAUCAGCAGAAUCUGCAAGAACCGUGUUGACUGCUCUAGGACAUGCUGGUGCUUCAUCCAACCCAAUGGCAAACGGAGGCACAGAGCAGGAUCGCGAUAAUGCCCUGAAUCUACGUGCUGCAAACACGGGCACUGACACAGAGCAGGAUGGCGAUGAUGCCCUGAAACCGUUUGAGGAAAAGCUGGAAGCACUAGCCAACUUACGGGAGAGCGUCGCAAAAUACCGUGAGGAUGCGAAGAAGGUUAUGGAAGUGUUAGAAGUGCAUGUUUACUUACUUUUUCUACGAAGAGAUGUUUCUUGUAAGUUUUUUAGACUCUUCGACGAUAUGUAUCUACAUCAAUUCGCAAGAAUGAAGAAUUCGCAUCUCGUCCCUCAAGUGACCAGUACUACUGAGAACAAGGAUCUCAGGUAGGUCGCUGAUGGCGGGUGUGUGGUUACUGUUUCGUAGUCAGUAGUAUUACUUCUACUAAAGGAGCUUUCGUUUCCUAGGAUAUUUAUAGCAAAGUAUAGAUCUCAUUGCUGAGGAGGUCCACGACACAUGGAAGCCUAGACUCAGUUUAAAAUUCCAGCCAUGGUCGUCAAUCUACUCCGUCUAUUAUCUUUUGCUCAGACCUCCCGGUAUAUGAUUUUAGAACUACAGGAGAGAUCACUAAAAUGGAUAUUCUUCAGAGGGGUAUGGAAUUGCAGAUGAAAGAGGCUGAAGCAGCCAUCCAUGCGGAGACACAAAUGGUGACGGACUUGCAAGCCAAGUGUAAAAAGCUAACGGAAACAAACAUCAUGUCCAUGUUAUGGAGUGCAAACUGUUGAAGUCAAAUCUUGUCGUUCAUCUAGGGGAGUCAAAUAAAGUGAAUUGUUCAAGUUCAAGUCUUUUUAUCUUGUCGUUCAUCUAGGGGAGACAAAUAAAGAAUUGUUCAAGUUCAAGUCUUUUUAUCUUGUCGUUCAUCUAGGGGAAUCAAAUUCUUUUUUGAGUCUAAGAUCGACCUGAUUAUCUUCUCUUGCUAUGUUCUCGUGAGAGCUAAUGCGACUGCACCUCGCGUGUAGAUCGAGCAAAGGCGUGCUAUCCCAUCUUAUCCUCUCCUAUCCUAACCUAUCCUAUCCUCUCUAUUUGAAUAGUUCCCCUUCUUCAAUGUAUUUUAGAUGAAGAUGCAACAAAAACUCCUUUUUUUCAUACGAACCGAAGGAAGAGAUUCUCACAGUCUUCAAAGAGAGCGAAAGAGCCUACCAGGAGUACAAGGAGCUCACUAGCGAGACGUCUCGGGACAGUAUUGAGGCAGCCAAAAAGUCCGUCAGUGAAAAGUUGAAUGCGGUCCAGGCGCAAAGUGAUGGACCUACUACUAGUGGAGCACCAGACGCAGACCACAAGGGACAAUUAAGGAUGGGGGUCCACAAGAGUCUCAUCUUAAUGAGCAUCUAAAGUUUUUGUUUUCCCUUAUAGCCUAGGUUUAUCCACCAGCCAACACCAAGCAAGAUAUGCAUCUUUCUAAAGAGGGAAGUCGAGGUCCAAUCCCGAACCCACUAUCUAACAUCUUCAUCAAUUUGAAUUUACAUGUCUAAAGAAAAUAACCAGUUACUUUUGCUUCGUCUUAGGCCAGUUUCUUGGUCCAAUCUUGAUAGGCAUCUUUGACACGUAUUCAAGUCGGGGAAAGAUGAUCAAAGAUGCGACUCUUCAAGAUGAAUAUCAGGAUGAAGACCACAGUCUAACAGAAGCUGAGGACAAGAUCACGCAACGAGCUCAGGAGUUGCGGAAACAGUUUGAAGACGUAGAGGGUUUGCAAAAAGAGUUUACCGCAUUGGAAGCAGCUAAAACUGCAGCAGACCAUUUCGUUACGGGCAUUAUACAUGCCACGAAAACCUCAAUCAUCCUCAAUCGCAGCGUUCUUUUUGUGUCUCUUGUUCAGCCGCAUGUUGAUAGAUUCAUUCUUCUAUUUUGCCUUAGCCUCUAGUGCCGGAUGAUCCAUUUUUCCAUUCAGGGUCGUGGUUGGAAACUCUGUAGAAAAAAACUUGUACUUAGAAAGGAACUCUGUAGAAAAAAACUCUGUACUUAGAAAGAAACCCCGUAGAAAAAACUCUGUACUUACUUAGAAAGAAACUCUGUGCUUAGAAAGAAACUCUGUAGAAGGAAAAUCUGUGUAAAAACGACUCUUCUAAUGUGGAGAAAUGGGCGAAAGCGUUGCAGUCGCAGGUGGAGGAAGCUGCGGCAUCUAUUCAAACCGAAAUGGGAAAAGUUCGAGAGGUAAAAGAGUCCUGCACGACUUUCCUAAAGAAUCAUGUCGAAGGCACUGACUCUGACAAGAAGCUCUACAACGCGUUGACUUGUGCGCGGGACAAGUGUUCAGAGGACGAGAAGCGAAUCUACACGAUCUACGAGAAUCUAGUCGACGAUGAGACGGCAGGGAAAAAGGUGUCCGGCGCCAAAGCGGCCAUAACUAAGUUAAGGCUUCCGACCCCAGAAUCCAUCCUGACAAGGGUUUUCAAGGGGAAAACGCGCUCAGGAUGCGUCGGAGGAUGGAUUCGGGCGAGCUGUAAUAAAGUGGCAGGAGCGUCAAGCCGAAAUUCAGCAACAUUUGCCGGCUGACAGUACUGAUGAUUAUGGCUCAAACGAGUAAUUCUUCAUUUUCACAGGUUUAUUACGUAUUUUUUCUCGGAGGGCAGAUUCUUUCCUUCUACUUGGAUUUUUCUGCGAAUGUGUUGUCGCUAGCAGAUCAAUUCAAUUUUGAGCUCUAACAAGCUGUCAAAAGCAACUGGAGGAAGGUGCUGAAAGAGGACGCUGUUGCGUGCUCGCAACAGGCUAACCAGCUUGGUCGCGAAAUUGAAGAGGUGGAAAAGAUGCGAAAGCAAUUGAAAGAGUCGCACAUAGUUAGACUGGCAAAGAUCACGAAAGUUAAGCCACUCAUACAUCAUGAUAUAGGAAGUGAUGAUGUCCUUCAGCACCUCACUACUAGCAAAAAAACUUUUCACUCAACAUAGUACAUAGGAAGUUUUCUUCCUUGCUACAACUACCAAGAAAACUUUUCACUCAACAUACAUAGGAAGUCUUCUUCCUUACUACGUACCAGCAAUAUCAGCAAUUUUAUUUUUUAUGAGCGUCAUGUUGUGCAAAUCUUCCAAAGACUUCAAAAAAGAACAGGAACUCUUGAAGCGAUUUCUUAAUGACAUUACAAAAAGUGCUAUUAUAGAGGAGGGCGGCGAGGAGGUGGAAGACUACUGUCGUGGAUGGUGAUCAUUUAUCUAGGAUGAAACUGAAACUCAUGAUCAUUAUUAUUUAUAUUUUACCCUCUAGUACACUCUAAGACAGACGUAAAUAGGCUGAUCAAAUCGGAAGACGUUUUGUGGCUAAUAAAGGAUGCGACCGUAGACAACCACGAAAGCCAAAGUAUGGAGCAGACGACAGGCUCAAAGAUCGCAAAUGCAAUCAGGCGCCGGCAGACUAAGACCCCUGAGCAAUUACGAGACGAGUACCUCGAAAAGGCCAAGACUAACGCCCAAAACCCAUGCAGAGAGUUGGUGAGCCAGGCCAGAGACGCGCAGACAGCACUGUCAACGAAGUUCACAAAAAGUGUGGUGCAUUACUUGGAGAAUAAGUGUGAAAUUUUGGAGUAUGCCACAAUUGUUAAGGCAGGCAGGCUCUCAUUAUUCCACGCGGUGGUUCUGGAGUACGUAGAUCCCUUCCAAAUUGAAAGGGACUCACUCGAGGGGAACACUCACGGAACCACUCAAGUUGCUAGAAUACUGAGAGACCAGUAGCUCAUCUAAUGUUUGGCAAAUACAGAGGCGCUAUGAUGCCUUGCCUCCGAUACAGAUAUCGAAAGCAAUAUCAGGCGGCCUUGCUUCUAGUUCCGCUGCGUGAUUUCUCCUCGGCCUCAGUCACAGACUGGGUUCCUGUGGUCAAUGACUGCUUCACUUUCGUAGUGGAGCAAUCGGCGAGGCAGUGGUCGAGUAGUAAAGAUGGAAUCCCUGAUGUUGUUGAGUACUUAAACGUAGCCUCGUGAUGAACUUAAUUCCAUGAUAGAGAUGUACAUAGAGUUUCUCUUGUCCACUGAAGAGUACGUUGGAGUAAGUACUUAAUUUCAUGAUAUGAAAUUGUGCACGCCGUCCUCGUCGACAACAGUGCAGACUUUCUGCGGAAUUUUUCAGUUACUAUCGAGCUAUCACACACUGUCGAACAAUCAGUAUGAAUAUCAUUUUUUCAAUUGCCGUUACACCAGUCAAAGGAGGUAUGUCAUGUCUAGAAGGAUAGUCACUCAUGAGUCAAGGCAUGCCAUAUCAUUUUUUUCAGUCGUCACUCAUAUGAUUCAAUUUUUCUUUCAAAGUAAGUUUAUCGCGAGUCAUAGUAUGUCAUAGCAGAGUUUUUCAAUCCUCAAAAAGACAACAAAUUAGGUAUCUCAUAAAAAUUCGCUUCCAUGGGCACACUCAAUCUUCUCAAUCAAUGUUCUUCAACACAAUGUAUUGCAGCACAAUCUUUUUCAACGCGCCAUGUAGUAUUUCAACGCAAUCUAUCUCCAUGCAUUUCAACACAUUUUUUGAUUUCCUCUUGUAACUCAAUAGAGCUGUCUUCAGUUGCGUUUAUAAAAACCCUUAUAAAAUUCUUGUAUCUCUUCUUAUUUGCUUUGAAACUCACCAAUAUCCAUAUCGACCUAUCAACAAGAUGACACAAGAAGAUCAUGACAGAGCUUGCGCCUGCUUUGACAGACUAUUUGCUUAACAAAUGAACUUAGGCUGGGAGAUUUUGACUUCUGAAGGAC
Messenger RNA from Amoebophrya sp. A25, 12215 nucleotides. The record is from the annotation of a GenBank genome assembly. Lineage: Eukaryota; Dinophyceae; Syndiniales; Amoebophryaceae.